UUAAGAAGAGGCGAAUGAGAAAUUAUUCAAACAAACAAAUCGAAGAGAAAAGGUGGGAAGCUUACCGUAAUUAUAGGAGCAAACUCCGAGUUUCCCAGAAAUAGUUUGUACAGAGGAGUAAGACAGAGACCCUUAAAUGCCACUGCACGUCUACUACAAUUUUCGACAAGAAUAACAUUGUCUGUCCAUGGGACUGUCAGAUAGACACUAUCCUCAAAUAUGCCCUGGAGAUUCAGGUCUGCAUGUAAAUUUGAGGGCUGUUAUUCAGAAUAUGAAGAAGAUUAGAUUUGACACCAAUAAAGUUGUGUGACGUGAGAGGAACAUUGAUAACUUUGCAGAGUCCAAAAAAAAUGCAACUCUUUUGGGAGUGGAGGCGAUGAGUGAGGAUCAACUUGGAGCGAUGAUUGUUAUAUUGUGCAUAUUAUUCAUAGUAAUUGUUUAAGGGUUCAAAAUUUGUGCAAUCUGUUUUUAGUAGAUGUGUUUUCACAUAUCUGGUUUUUUUUUCAAUUGAUUAGCCAAGUUUUUAGUUCAUUCUUUUUAUGCAAUGAUGGUUGGGAUCAUUCUUUUUAUGCAAUGAUGGUUGGGAUCUUUUCAUUGAAAUUUUGGAUCCCAAAUAGAUCCAAAUACUCAGUUGAAAACCCACUUCUAUCAGACAAACUAGAUGACCAAAACCCUCUCAGCAUAAAACAACUUGUAGUCUUCGUUUUUAUCUUUUUAUAUUUUACUCGAAAUUUUUACCUCUUUAAAUUUUCAAAAUAUGACUAUUUCCACUAUUUUAAUUGAUAAAUAUGUGUAACACUAUUGAUAAGUGGUAAUAUGAACACUAUUAUAAAAACAUUUUCUUAAAUAUGCAUCGAAUUCUAUAUCCAUUUCUCCAACGUUUUCUGCAAAUAUAAGUUUAGAAGGUCGACAUCUAGAAACAGUUCAAAGAUUCUAAAAUUUCCAAAUGGGACAAAGAAUUUGAACCAUUCUAAAAUAUUUCAGAACCCCAUUCAAAUUCUAGGCUUGCUGCUUGCCAUCUUUGUCAGAACCCCAUAACAAAUCUUUUAUUAACAUUGAUAUUUUAGGAUUUUUGGGACAGCAGACUUGUACUUAUUAUUAUUGGUUACUUUCUACUUCACAGUAUGUUUUCGGAUUCUUAGCGUUAGAAUCAAAACAAUCUGUUACAAAGAUGCAGGCUGAUUCAUAGAAUGUUUGGGGAAUCUUGGCCGGCAAGCAGCUCUCAGAAUCGAAACUAUCAAAAAAUCUAAAGUAAGAAAGAUGCAAGCAGAUGUAUAGAAUGCUUGGGGAUUCUUUGCCGGCAAGCAGGUCUAAGAAUCAGAAUUAUUGGCUAAUCAAUGCAAUGAUUCUGGUUUAUUAGCUGGCAAGCCACUCAUUGAUUCAUACGAUGCCGAGGAAUUCUCAAACGGCAAUCAGCUGGUAGAAUCGAAGUUAACUGACAAUGACAAAUUCCCACCAAUUUACUACUAAAUAAAAGCUCAACAUUUGAUAGAAUGAUUGUUCUAUAACAAAAGUUUGAUCAAUUAUUGAUAUAGAUGAUUACAGGCAAGUUUAUUCAAACUGGGACGUCCAAAUUAAUCUGAAUUGAAUUGGAUUGGAUUGUGAAUAUUGUGAAAAUUUUCAAAUGGAGGAAAAUUCACAAUUGAAUGGAAUGAAAUGUGAUUUUUAUGAUGAAAUGAGUGGAAGUGGUAAUGAGUAUGAUGCAAUUGUUGUUGGUUCUGGAUAUGGGGGAUCCGUUGCUGCUUGCAGGCUUUCUCAGGCUGGCCUGAAAGUUUGUCUGCUUGAAAAAGGAAGAAAAUGGGAGGCAGAGGAUUUUCCCACAAAUAGUCUUCAAGCAAUGCUUGCUACCAGGAUUGAAACUCCAAAUUUAGGAUGCUAUGGAAGCAAAACUGCACUGUUCCAGGUAAUUAAGCAAGAAGACUCUGUGGCGAUGGUAUGCUCAGGAUUGGGAGGUGGGUCUCUGAUAAAUGCAGGUGUCAUGGCCCCAACACCAAUGCGUGCAAGGCGAGAUCCGAGAUGGCCAAAAGAAUGGGAAGGGAGUUGGAGUUCUUCCCAGGCCAGAGCAAUAAAGGUGUUACAGCCAGAAACAAUUCCCCACCAAUUUCCCAGCUCGAAAGUUAUGAGAGAUAUUUCAGGGGAGAUUGAGGAAAGCACUUUAGACCCAAUUCAAACAAGUAUCAAGUUCGACCAGGGUGAAAGCUCAGCAGGAUUGCAUCAGAAUGCUUGCAUGGCCUGUGGAAAUUGUCUAUCUGGAUGCCCUUACAAUUCCAAGGGUUCCACAGACAAAAACUAUCUUGCCUUGGCCAUUGAGGCUGGCUGUGAGAUAAAAACCGAAUGCCAAGUUCGAUUCAUUGUAGAAAAUCUAGAAGAAAGUCUUCAAACUUGCUGCUGCAGAAGCAUGAACAAAAGACCAAAGAGAAGGUGGAGAGUUCAUUUGGACGAACUGCAAUAUUUGUCAUCAGAUUUUGUGAUUCUCUCUGCUGGAGUGUUGGGCACUGCAGAGAUUCUGCUCCAGUCCAGAAAGAGAGGACUUGGGCUUUCUGAAAGGCUAGGAUUGGGAGUAAGUUGCAAUGGAAACAAUAUGGCUUAUGUUGUAGGAAGUAAUGCGCCAUUAAAUGGUUAUGGAUUAAACAAGCAGGAACUUGCUUACUCUGCUAAGGCACUUCGACCAGGCCCAGCAAUUACAGCUUCUUAUACUUCUUCUCUUGGAUUCACUAUACAGAGUGGAAUCGUUCCUACUGCUUAUCCAUAUUUGCUAAUCAGAAGAAUGGGAAGCUACGGAUGGCCUCGAGGCCACUCGCUUGUGGAAAGUGUUAUCGAAACAUUUAAACACCUUACCGGAAAAAUCGAUUCCCAAGGAUUGGUUCUGAAUAUGAUGGGCUUUGAUGAUGGGGAUGGAAAAAUCUCACUAGAUAUAACGGAUCGCAUCCAACUCUGUCCUCCUCAUGACACGCUACUUCCUCGGAAAACCAGAGCAUUUCAGAAGCUUGCCAAGCGCUUGGGAGGAAUUUUAUUUAUGUCCAAGUUUCGUAGCACAUCAGUUCAUCUUCUUGGGGGAGGCAAUGCAGCUCAUGAUCCUUCCCUGGGUGUUGCAAACCCAUCUGGGCAAGUCUUUAAUCCUUACUCUGGUUCUUCAAAAACUCAAGUAACUUACCCAAAACCUGGAUUUGCAGUGCAUUCAGGUCUAUAUGUAUGUGAUGCCUCAUUGAUUCCUUGUGCUGUAGGCCUUAAUCCAUCCUUGACAAUCUCCACAGUUGCAGAGUAUGUGUCUGUCGGCCUUGUGGUAGAUGCUCUCAAAUUCAAAACAUCAACGAAAUCACAAUUUUCUGCUAAAAUCCAUUUCCAUGAUGUUGAUAGGAUAAUCAAUACCCCAAUUGAUAGAAACCCAAUUUCAGUCGAUUCACAGAUUUUCGAUCAGAAUACAGAGGAGGAUGCAAAAUUUAUCGUCAAAACUGCAUAUGCAAAGGAUAGGCAAGCAUUACAAAGUCCUGCAUUCAAUGGAGUCAUCAGGAAGCCUGAAGUGUAUGACAUUAAGCAAAUGCAGAAGGAAGUUAGUGGCCCGACUUUCAGGGAAUCCAUGAAUGGGAAACUAGGAGGUAUGCCUUGCGCACUGCAUCUUGUGUUUAAGAUGAAUCCUUGGGGUUCAGGGGAUUUAGGAUGCAAAAUCAGAGGGUUCGGAGAUGACCAUCCUCUUUUGAGAGGUGAAGUUGGAGGAUACAUGCAAAUGAAAUCUCUCCAUAAAGAUAAUAUUUACAUAGUGGGUGGGACCGUUAAUAUGUGCUGGCUAAACCCUCGAACACCCUAUACUCAAUAUAUGCACUACCAUCUUCUGCUUUCAUCAGCUUCAGGGGCAAGAUACAUAUUGGAAGGCAAGAAGACGAUGCAUCCAUUCUUAUUCUGCUGCUUUGGAUGGAAAGAGUCAACAACAUUGCAUGCAAAACUUCGUCAGAUUACAAGGAUUUACCAGAAUUAUAGGGUAGCCAAUUUUAAUGCAGACCUGGUUGAGUUGGAGGGUGAUCUUAAAGUAUCCGCAAUUGGGCUAUUACAAAGUUUGAUCAGCUUGAGAGGAAAUUGGAAGGGCAAGUUUGUAUCAUUAUUGGGGCAAAGCCUUAUCAGAACCUACAUUUUACAAAGACCUCGAGAAGUUUUAUCAAAUGCUCAUUGUACCGCUAAGCAAAGUAACUAUCCAUGCCAUGUAUUGCAUAAGAUAACAGCAGGUGAUGGCUUUCCAUUCAGUUGUAAACAAUGGAAAUGUUCUACAAAGAGCAACGAAUUUGAUUGUCCAACAAAGAAUUAUCCUGUGCUGUUGUUAAAUGGGCAUUCAACAGAGAGUUUCUGUCUACCUACUGAGCCCAUGGAUUUUGUUCGAACUUUACUUGAUGAAGGAUACGAAGCAUGGUUGUUACAAAAUCGUUUACACCCUCUACAUUCCUCCAAUGAAUUCACAAUUGAGGAUCUUGCUAAGUUUGAUAUCCCAGCAGCUAUGGCAAGGAUUACAGAGAUACACGGCCCUGAUAUCAAGGUCCAUGUGAUUGCACACUGUGUUGGGGGACUUGCAAUUCAUAUGGCACUACUAGGAGGCUAUAUAUCAGCUCAUAAUGUUGCUUCUCUAGUUUGCACCAACUCAUCAAUGUUUUUCAAGGUCACAACUUCUGCAUUCAUCAAGCUCAUGCUUCCACUAAUGCCUAUAUCAAUGGCAAUCUUGGGGAAGAAAACAGUGCUAGAAAUUCCUGAGAAUUCCAAAGAAGAAUGGAGACACAAGCUACUCAAGUACAUAGCCAAAGCCAUGCCUCGGACAGAGAGAUGCACACUAGAUGAAUGUGAAGUCUUCUCUGGGAUCUUUGGGAGCACAUUUUGGCAUGAUAACGUAUCUAGCACCAUGCACCACUGGCUCUACAAGCAAGCAUUGCCUCGUCUGCCAAUGGCAGACUUCCCCCAUCUUCGUUCAAUCUGCAUUGCUGGUCACAUCGUGGAUUCAAAAGGAAACAACAGUUUUCUCAUCCAUCCAGAGAGGAUGCCAUUGCCCACUACAUAUAUAUCUGGUGGGAGGUCCAUCCUUGUGACUCCAGAGACUUCUCUCCUUGCAAACCAGUUCAUGAAGCUUCAUCAGCCAGAUUUCCACCAUGAAAGAGUAGUUGUGGAGGGAUUUGGCCAUUCUGAUCUCCUUAUUGGAGAGAAUUCUCACAAACAUGUAUUCCCUCACAUACUUUCCCAUCUCAAAACAGCAGAACGUUGUUCUCAAGGAUGUGAACAUGUCAAGGAUCCAAGCUAUGCUCAGGCCUCCGUCUCUUGGGAAAGGUCACCUUCAUUCUUUGGGCCAUAUCACCACAUUCUCUACAUUUGCCUGGCUUUCUUCCUCGUUCGUGCCUUCGAUUUUAUUUUUAGAUCCAUAUUUGUUUUUCAUUGAUCAGUUUGUGGUUUUGAGGAAAAAUAUGUAGGUGUAUUAUAGCAAAUAUCAAGCAUUAUAAAUCCAUCAAUAUGAGAUAGACGAGAGGCAGAGAGAUGCUCGAUGCGAUCUUUAAGAUGUACAAAUAUACAUGGAGUUUUUAAGAAAAAUAAAAUAACCACAUGGAAUUCUGAUCAUUA
This is a messenger RNA of Cryptomeria japonica (Japanese cedar), 5586 nucleotides long. RefSeq lists its product as uncharacterized. The record is from RefSeq and is a predicted model, not a curated record. Gene Ontology annotation, molecular function: flavin adenine dinucleotide binding; oxidoreductase activity, acting on CH-OH group of donors. The transcript is spliced from 9 exons. Bases 1625 to 5407 code for a protein of 1260 amino acids. Lineage: Eukaryota; Viridiplantae; Streptophyta; Pinopsida; Cupressales; Cupressaceae.